AUGGCCGACUCAGCACCAGCUGCUCAAAUAGUCCCAUUAGAAGAUAAUCCACGUCGCGGAAGAGGGGGCCGCCGUGGAGGACGGGGAAGAAGGGGUCAUGGUCAUGGACAGCCGAGGUCACGACCCGCGCAAGACGGAGAGCAAACUCAAACAACACCAUCAGAACCUAUUGUUAGCUCUGCGAGUAAUCCGGCGCCAUCCAAUGUUCCCCCCAGUGGGGCUCCGGAUGCGGCUCAUCGCGAAGGAGAGCAGUCAGGGAGGGGUAGGGGAGACAGAGGGAGACGAGUGGGUAGGGGCCGAGGGAGAGGAUGGUCUGGCCAGAGGUCGGUGGUAGUUUCGCAUAGGGGAGGCCGCCGUCAACUUCCUCCGGGGUUGGCAGGGCCUUCUCAAGAAGGGGAGUCGCGUGCUUCGGGUACGGACUUGCGGCCUGCUGCCCCGGAGUUUGUCCCUGGCCAGUCAGUCCCAGCUCCCAGCCCCGAGCCGACUGCACAACAGCUUACACCAAAGCCACCGAAGCCACCAAAGGCCCCAAGAGUGACGACCAAGUCUUCGGCAGAGGACCUGCCGACGAGAAUCCACGAGGAUAUUGACAACAAGCAGUACGAGUGUGUCAUCUGCACCAACGAUGUGCUGCGGAACUCCAAGAUCUGGUCGUGUGCCAUUUGCUGGACCGUUAUUCACCUUUCGUGCGUAAAGAAAUGGUAUGCGAACCAGAUGAAGGAGAAGCAAGAGAAUCCAAGGCCUAACCAGCCAGAGGGCUGGAGAUGUCCUGGGUGCAAUUCUCAGCUGAUCGACCCUCCGGGGUCAUAUCACUGCUGGUGCGGCAAAGACUUCGACCCAAAGCCGAUUCCGGGACUGCCGCCUCACAGUUGUGGCCAGACUUGCUCGAAGCCCCGCGCUACGUGCCCGCAUCAAUGUUCCUUGCUCUGCCAUGCCGGUCCUUGCCCGCCAUGCAACCUAAUGGGGCCGCCCCAAAUGUGCUUCUGCGGUAAGAAUACGUCUACAAAACGAUGCGUCGACACCAACUACGGCAGGGGAUGGAGCUGCGGGGAGCUAUGUGGCGAUCUGCUGCCUUGCGGAGAGCACACCUGCUCCCAGCCCUGCCAUCCCGGGCUUUGCGGUGCUUGUGAGAUCCUCGUGCCGUCGGUUUGCUACUGCGGCAAGGAGCGGCGCGAGAUCCCUUGCAACCAGCGCGAUGAUAUCCUGGAGUCCUUUAAUUGGGGUCAGUUGCCGGCGAAGGAAGAGGAAUUGCUGGAGUUAUCGAAGUGGUUUGAUGGCUCGUUCCAAUGCGGCAGUAUCUGCGGUCGUCCUUUCGACUGUGGGCAUCACUCCUGCCAGAAGCCGUGUCAUCCCCAGGACGAAGAGGUUGCGCAUUGCCCUUUCUCUCCUGAUGUUGUCACUCAUUGCCCAUGCGGCAAGACACCAUUGGCGUCACUGUCCACGGAGCCGAGGACAUCAUGUCUCGAUCCGAUCCCUCGUUGCAACAAGCCUUGCAACAAAGUGCUAGCUUGUGGGCAUCGGUGUCAGGCCGAGUGUCACACCGGCUCUUGCCCGCCAUGCUCCCAGAUCGUCGAUAUCGCCUGCCGUUGUGGCAAGACAACGGCGAAGUCGGUUUGCCACCAGGGCGAAGUCGUCGCCCCACACUGCUUCCGCAUCUGCAAGGCCCAGCUCAACUGUGGCCGUCACGAGUGUGGACAGCGGUGCUGCCCGGGCGAGAAGAAGGCUGCCGAGCGGCGCAAGCAAAAGCGUACCGGCGCCAAUGAGAACUAUGAGCCUGAACAUAUUUGUCUUCAGGUGUGUGGUCGCCCACUGAAAUGCGGACAGCAUAACUGCCAGCAGCUCUGCCACAAGGGGCCGUGCAUGUCGUGCCCUGAAGCCAUCUUCGACGAGAUUAGCUGCCACUGUGGCCGGACAGUCCUCCAGCCGCCCCAGCCCUGCGGGACUAAACCUCCCGAGUGCCGGUACCCGUGUACGAGGCGCCGGCCGUGUGGCCAUCCUGGCGUCCAGCAUCAGUGUCACCAGGACGACAUGCCGUGUCCCAAAUGUCCCUUUCUCGUGGAGAGGCCUUGUGUGUGCGGCAAGAAGAUGCUAAAGAACCAGCCGUGCUGGUUUGAAGAAGGGAGCUGUGGUCUCCCAUGCGGGAAGAAACUUAAGUGCGGCGCCCACGAGUGCCGAAAGCCAUGCCACAAGCCUGGCGAGUGCGAGGAUGUCGACGUUCCCGGCACCCACUGCUCACAGCCCUGUGGCAAGAAGCGCAAGUCGUGCGAUCACGCUUGCGCUGAGCAAUGCCAUGCGCCGUUCCCUUGCAAGGAGGACAAGCCGUGCCAGUCUAAGACGUUCAUUACGUGCCCGUGUCAGCAUCGCAAGCAGGAAGUGCGGUGCAACGCGACCAUGCUGAACCCUUGGCCGACUCGGGAGUCAAUGCUCAAGUGCGAUGACGAGUGUUUGCUGUUGCAGCGAAACCGCAAGCUCCAGGAGGCACUUAACAUCGAUCCCAAUCACACCGACGAUCACAUCCCGUAUUCUGACACCACGUUGAAGCUGUUUCGCGAUAACAUCACCUGGGCGCAGGAAAGGGAAAGGGAGUUUAAGUUAUUUGCCGCAUCAGACGAGAAGCGGAUGCGCUUCAAGCCCAUGCCCGCUCAUCAGCGUGCCUUCUUGCAUGCCCUGGCUGAGGACUACGGUUUUGACCACGAGAGCCAGGACCCUGAGCCGCAUCGCCACGUUUGUAUCUUUAAGACACCAAAGUUCGUCUCGGCUCCCAGGAAGUCACUGGCCCAGUGCCUGCGCAUCGCGAAGCAGGCAUCAACUCUAGCCGCUUCGGCCUCGUCCCUACGCUCUGGAGCCGCCGCAGCCGGCCCCAAGCCGAACGAUGUCCAACCCUUCAACGCCAUCCUCCUCGCCUCUCCCCGCUUCGGCCUAACCAUCGACGAGCUCGACAAGGCUCUCUCCACUGCCCUCUCGUCCCCCUCCCGCCCCUCCAGCCUAACCUUCACAAUCCACUUUCUCCCCUCUGACGAAAUAGUCAUCAAAGCCUCGCCAAUCUUCACCGCAGCCUCCAUCGCCAACGCCUCAACAACUCCGCAAGCCAUCGAGUCCGCCCUGACGGCACUCAAACCAUCCAUCACACGCACUGUCACACGCGAGGGUUUCGCCUCGACGGUCCUGCUCUGCCACGUCGUUGACGUCGAUGGCGUCCUGACCAUUUCUCGGCGUGAAGGGGAUGAUGGGAGAAGAAAGAAGGUUGAUGCAGGUGGCUGGAGUGCGGUAGUCAGUCGCGGGUCAUGGAGGAGGGCUGCGGCGGCGGCGAAUGCGGCUGCUGCGGAGAAGGAGAAGGAGAAGGAGCAGGGUUCGUCAGGGAAGGGGUUUGUGGCGUUGAGGAAGACGGUUAAGAAGGUUGAGCCGGUUGUGCCGAUUAAGAAAUUUGAGGAAGAGGUGGAGGAGGAUUGGGAGGUGGCUGCGGACAGGAUGGUUGGGGAGGAUGAAGGGAGUCAGGAGAAGGCAAAGGGUGAGGAUGAUGAUGUUACAGAUAGGGGAAUCUUGGACGAGGAGAAGAUCCAGGAUGGUGAGAGCAAUAAGCGGGAGGAAGACAUCACGCCCAAAGGCGACGGAGAGAAGAAGUCGGACGUAGCGCUGGAAAGUACGGGUUCAUCGUCAUCAUCAUCAUCAUCGUCGUCGUCGUCAUCACCACCCCUGCAGGACGAUGGCUCAGCACAGGCCGGUGCUGCUGCUGCCCCUAGUGGUAGUGGCAACAAUGAGUUCUCUUUCUCAGCUUAA
Thermochaetoides thermophila DSM 1495 is the source of this 3777-nucleotide messenger RNA. RefSeq names its product putative fkbp12-associated protein. Gene Ontology annotation, cellular component: nucleus. Gene Ontology annotation, biological process: negative regulation of transcription by RNA polymerase II. Gene Ontology annotation, molecular function: RNA polymerase II transcription regulatory region sequence-specific DNA binding; DNA-binding transcription factor activity, RNA polymerase II-specific; zinc ion binding. The record is from RefSeq and is a predicted model, not a curated record. NCBI's taxonomy places the organism in Eukaryota, Fungi, Ascomycota, Sordariomycetes, Sordariales, Chaetomiaceae. Bases 1 to 3777 code for a protein of 1258 amino acids. The transcript has a single exon.